AUGGCAGAAAACUGGCUGCCCACCAACUUUGGUGGGGCCUACGAGGAAAUUGAAGACCUCUUGGAUGAUUUGGUCGACGACGUUGUGAUUUACAUCGAGCCUGACUUCGAACCCGAUCCGCCGGUCCACGAAAUCUACCUCUCAAGCCCAGGCGAGGAGGACGACGAUAUCGAGGAGCCCGACCCCAUCGACGACGAGAUCCCCGCUCAGAAUUCCCCCUUCUUCAACAUGGCCGAGCCCAAGUUCACCCCGCAGCUCGUCUUUGUGGACGGCAGCAACAACGACCUGAUCCAGGAGCUGGCGGACGUGCUGAAGAUCAGCGAUGAGGUGAAGCCGCUGAUCGAGAAGGACCAGCGCGAGGAGGCGCUGGCCGCGGUCGUGAGAGCCUCCGCCAACUUCAACUCGAUGCCCGAGAAGGAGUUCGGCCCCGCCUACAACCUGCUCAUCUACCUCGUCGUCCAGCAGUCCAAGGACCCCAAGAAGCACCUGCCGAUCAUGUGUCAGAAUCUGCUCAAGCCGAUAACGUCGUCUCCAGUUAAUGGCCCAGGCCUCGCGCUCGGCGCUCUCCAGACCAUCUUCAACCUUCUCGCAGUCGACAACCCGGUGCGCUACAACGUGCUCCUCCAGAUCCUGCGCUUCGUCAAGAUGCACAAUUCCUACGACUCCUUCCAGCCCAUGGUUGCCAGAAUUCCGCGCUGGCUCGAUCUCUGGGACCUCGACGAUGAGGACAAGCGCAAGGUGUUUAUCGAGAUCUCAGAUGCCGCUCACGAGGCUGGCGAGCAACAGGAUGCCUACAACCAACUUCUCCUCGCCCUACGAACCUUCGAUGUCAACGAUCAGGAGGAGCUCAAGUCAGCGGAGGCACAGCAGUACUCUCUGCGUGCCCUCAAGCUUGUCCUUGGUAUCAACAAGCCCUGGGCCUUCGACCUUGCCGCGCUGCGAAAUCUCGCCCCCGUGCAGGCGCUCAGCGACUCCCACCCCGUCUACUUCGAGCUUCUCGAGAUCUUUGCCGAGCAGGACCUGGAGGACUUCAACGACUUCAACGAGGAGCACGAGGGCUUCCUGGAGAAGGAGCACCUCGACUUUGAGGUGCUGCAGACCAAGAUGCGCCUCCUGACCUUCGCCAGCCUGGCGGCCGCCCACUCGCAGAACAACGAGGUCCCCUACGCCAUCAUCGCCAAGGCACUCCAGAUCCCGUCCGAGCAGGUCGAGCUGUGGAUCAUCGACGUGAUCCGCGCCGAGCUGGUCGAGGGCCGCAUGUCGCAGCGCGACAAGGUCUUCCGCGUGCAAAAGGCCACCCACCGCGUCUUUAGUGACAAGCAGUGGCGCGAGCUGCAGGUGCGCAUCGACGCCUGGCGCGCGACGCUCGUCUCCGUCACCGGCGUGCUCCGCAAGUCGCAGGCCGAGGCCGAGGCGGCGCGCGAGCGCGAGGCGCAGGAGAUUGAGCGCAAGCUGCAGCAGGCGAGCCUCGGCGACGGCCAGCAGGGCGGUGGCCAGCGUCGCGGCGGCGGUAACGCCGGCGGCCGCAACCAGCAGCAGCAGACGAGACAACGCACCGACGACGACGAUUAG
Messenger RNA from Phaeoacremonium minimum UCRPA7, 1572 nucleotides. RefSeq names its product putative pci domain-containing protein. The transcript has 2 exons. The coding region runs from base 1 to 1572 and encodes 523 amino acids. Gene Ontology annotation, cellular component: eukaryotic translation initiation factor 3 complex; cytoplasm. Gene Ontology annotation, biological process: cytoplasmic translational initiation. The record is from RefSeq and is a predicted model, not a curated record. Gene Ontology annotation, molecular function: translation initiation factor activity. Lineage: Eukaryota; Fungi; Ascomycota; Sordariomycetes; Togniniales; Togniniaceae.